This is a messenger RNA of Schistosoma turkestanicum, 1180 nucleotides long. The record is from the annotation of a GenBank genome assembly. NCBI's taxonomy places the organism in Eukaryota, Metazoa, Platyhelminthes, Trematoda, Strigeidida, Schistosomatidae.
AUGGUUUCGUGUGCAGAGAAAUAUGUCAGUAAACAACACGUUAUAGCUGAUCGUCUACGAUUGACCUCGAGUCCAUUGGUGCGUGCAUGUUUGGGCGAAUUCAUGGGUUCAAUUAUCCUAUUGAUCUUUGGUAAUGGUGUGUUAGCACAAGUAAUUCUGGGUGAUCACGGCAAACAAGCUCACGGAACAUUCAUUUCAAUUAGUUUGGGAUGGGGUUUCGCAGUAUAUAUGGCUGUGAUCUUCUCUGGACAAUGUGGUUCCGGACACUGUAAUCCAGCUGUCACAUUGGCAUCUGCAAUCGUGGGGAAACUACCAUUUCGACGUAUACUGUUCUAUACACUGUUUCAAGUACUCGGUGCUUUCCUCGGUGCAUUGGUUGUGUUCGCAGUGUAUCGGGAGAAAAUCAUGGAAUAUGCUGUAACACACGAUAAUGGAAAGUUGUUGUUGAAUUCGACAGGUGGUAUAUUUGUCACCAAUCCAUCUGCAUCUCAUCUGACAUGUUUUCUGGAUCAAGUUCUGGGUACUGCGUUGUUGACAGCAGGAGCGUUUGCCAUCACUGAUCCGAAUGGAUGGAAACUUCCAGACCACUUGCACCCUCUACAUCUGGCAUUUCUAGUGUAUGCUCUGGUUGGUUGUUUUGCAUUGAAUGCUGGAGCUGCUUUAAAUCCAGCUCGUGAUCUCGGACCGAGACUGAUGAUAUUUCUAUUUGGUUGGGGUAACCAAGCAUUCAGUGGAGCAGAUUAUUUCUUCUGGAUACCGAUCGCUGGACCAUAUAUCGGAGCAGUGAUUGGCGCAGUCUUAUACGAAUUAACCAUCGGCAUACAUUUGGAUCGGAAACCGGAAUUCGUUGUAAAUACGGAUUAUGAGGAUACACGGCGUGAUAGUAAACUGUUAGCAUCCUAUUCAUCACCUAAUCCUUCACAAUUAUAACUCAUCACUUUCCGCACUCACACACAGACACACACAGUCCAAUCAUUGUCGAUACAUCACAAUUACUGUUACAUUUUGUUUGUGACUUUCUAAAUAUUUGACAUUGUACAUUGGUGAGUUGUUUCACUUUUUAUCCCGAUCAGUUGACCAUUCAACAUCCACAUUGUGAUACAUGAUGUUGAUGAAUCAGAGACACAAAUAAACAAUUUGAUCUUUUCAGUAAAAUUCAAUAAAUUGAUUGUAUUUGUUU